This is a messenger RNA of Penicillium vulpinum, 1509 nucleotides long. It is a transcript of the gene irs4, whose product is annotated as protein irs4. NCBI's taxonomy places the organism in Eukaryota, Fungi, Ascomycota, Eurotiomycetes, Eurotiales, Aspergillaceae. The record is from RefSeq and is a predicted model, not a curated record. Gene Ontology annotation, cellular component: plasma membrane; cytoplasm; intracellular membrane-bounded organelle. The transcript has a single exon. Gene Ontology annotation, molecular function: protein binding. Bases 1 to 1509 code for a protein of 502 amino acids. Gene Ontology annotation, biological process: endosomal transport; endocytosis.
AUGAAUGGCGAGGCCGCUUCCGCGAACCAGCGGUUGGCCCGGAAUGACGCUCUACAAGGCGCGACGCUUGCAUUCCAACAUUCCAGGGAUCCCUCACCCAAUGUGAAGGUUAGACCUUCUGCUACCGCUUCUGCGAUGGCAAAUCAACAUCCACUGAGUCGUGAAAUGACUGGAUCCGACGCCCCUGAAGUGGGCUCCGUAAAGGAUAAGAUCGGGAGAUGGGCCCGGCCGCCUUCACCUCCAGCCAGUACAAGUACAUUAUUAAGUGCGAGGGGUCGACCUUCAGCCGCCCCUCUCUCUUCGGCCUCUCAAAUUGCGGCCCGGCUCGCUGCAUCAAGGUCCCCUGGGCGGGACACCAGUGCUGCGUCGUCAACCGGCAGACUUGGCACAGGUGCAGUACGAACUGCGAGCCGGGUGCCACCCACACCAGAGAAACGAGAGCUACCACCACCAACCCCUGUUCGCUUGAUCCAAGGGAUACAUAGUCCCAUGCUGCACGAAAGAGCCUUAAGGUCUGAUUCGGAUCUGUCUAUCUACAGGGGCUCCCCAUCCCAACUAUCCAGGACAACUCUAGAUUAUCAGGAUAGUGAAGAAUCGAGCCCCCAUCUGUCCUCGGAGUCUCUGGAUUCUUCUGCGCCGUCAGAUGAGGUGAAACCAAGAAUCCCCCCGCGUGUGCCGCCACCACGAGGGUCUAUGAGGAACCAUGGAGCCGUCACCGCAUUUCGAUCUUUGACACCGAGCGAGCUAUCUAUAUCAAGCCCGCUACAUUCGAAAAGUACCUCCAACUUGAUAGAUGACCCCAUUACCAUGAGCGAAGAAGCUCUCUCCAAUGCUAUUAUCGCCUCAUCCCUGGCAUCAUCACGCGCAUCUCCAUCUCUUAAAGGGGUCCCCCCGCCGCUUCCCCAGCGACGACGGGCACGAUCCUUUCUACAUUUGGCACAAACCCCCAAGACUGAUCUAUCAAGGACGCCGAGUCCUCCGAAGAGUAUGCCGAUGACACUUCGCGGCAUGCCGAAAAAACCCACCGAGGCCGACCGCCGAAAACACAGAAAUCUACUACACAAACACCCCCACAAGCACAGGGAGGGCGACCGUAAGCGCUGGCAACGCGAGGUCACCGAGAGGGAGCGCAAACGUUACGAAGGAGUCUGGGCCUCUAAUAAAGGGCUUCUUAUCUCUACUGACAACCCCGGUCCUGGUAAAAAUGGGUCGUGGCCACGCGAUGCCUCAGAUAUGGUUCUUAACCUGGUGGUCCGGGAGAUCUGGUCCCGCAGCCGUCUACCCGAGGCGAUCCUAGAACAAGUGUGGGAUCUGGUCGAUCACCAAGAUCUCGGGCUCUUAGUACGUGAGGAAUUCGUGGUCGGAAUGUGGUUGAUCGAUCAGUACUUGAAGGGACACAAGCUCCCUGCGAGAGUACGGGAGAGUGUUUGGGAUAGUGUACGGAAUGUUGCGGGUAUUAGACUUCCCCCCUCACUGGGAAAGGCAAGGCUCAUGCUUGAGAGUCUCUAA